GCCUCCGGGGCGCCGCCGCGCCUGCGUGCUGAGGCCACGGGGGAGUGCGGGCGACGCGGGCAGCGGAGCAGUAAAGAUGGCUGCGCGUGGGUCUCCGCCCUCCGCUCCCGGCUGAGGCGCCUGGCGGCGGCUGCGGCGGCGGCCCGCAGCAGCGGCGGCGAUGGCGGAGAUGGAGCACCUGGGCGGAAAGCGGGCCGAGUCGGCGCGGGCACGGCGGGCCGAGCAGCUGCGGCGCUGGCGGGGCUCGCUGACAGAGCAGGAACCCGCCGACCGGCCGGGCGCGGGGCUGCCGCCGCAGGCUCAGCGCGGGGGCCCGCGGGUCCGCUUCGAGGACGGUGCCGUGUUCCUGGCCGCCUGCUCUAGCGCGGACACCGACGAGGUGAGGCGGCUCCUGGCCCGGGGCGCCGACGUGGACACGGCCAACGUGGACGGCCUGACCGCCCUGCACCAGCCCCCUGUGGAAAUGACACGCCCUGGAUCGGGCUGUAAUCUGUGGACUGCUUGUAUUGAUGAAAAUUUGGACAUGGUGAAGUUUCUGGUGGAGAACGGAGCCAGUGUAAACCAGCAGGACAACGAGGGCUGGACGCCCCUCCACGCAGCAGCGUCCUGUGGUUACCUCAACAUAGCAGAGUAUUUCAUUAACCAUGGAGCCAGCGUGGGUGUUGUGAACAGUGAAGGAGAAGUCCCCUCUGACCUCGCAGAAGAGCCUGCCAUGAAGGAUCUUCUUCUGCAGCAAGUGAAGAAGCAAGGGGUCGAUCUCGAGCAGUCGAGGAAGGCAGAGGAACAGCAGAUGCUGCAGGACGCCCGCCAGUGGCUCAACAGCGGGAAGAUACAGGAUGUGAGGCAGGCGCGCUCAGGGGCCACUGCCCUCCACGUGGCUGCCGCCAAGGGCUACUCUGAGGUCCUCAGACUUUUGACUCAGGCUGGCUAUGAGCUCAAUGUCCAGGACCGCGACGGCUGGACCCCGCUCCAUGCCGCCGCACACUGGGGGGUGAAGGAGGCGUGCUCCAUCCUGGCAGAAGCCCUCUGUGACAUGGACGUCAGGAGCAAACUGGGCCAGACACCAUUUGAUGUGGCUGACGAGGGCCUCGUGGAGCACCUGGAGAUGCUGCAGAAGAAGCAGAGCGUGCUUCGAAGUGAAAAAGAGACACGGAAUAAGCUCAUUGAGUCAGACCUGAACAGCAAGUUGCACGGUAGACUCUUCAAGAACAAAGAGAAGAUGCUCUAUGAGGAGGAGACACCAAAGCCCCAAGAAACGGAGGAUGAAAACAAAGAAUCCAGUAGCUCCAGCUCAGACGAGGAUGAAGGUGCAGAUGAGGCUUCUGAGUCAGAAACCGAGAAGGAGGCGGGUGAUGCCGAGACCCUCUGUCCCCAGAGCACGGCGGGUCGCUGCUUGUCACAAGAUAAAAAGCCGGGAGCCAUCGUCAACCGUUCCGACUCUGAAAGCAAGAGUAGUGCCGCAGAGCCGACACCAGCACCGGCGCAGAGCACCUCCUCCACCUCUUCAGCCAGGAGAUUCUCCGGCCUUUUCAACAAGCCAGAAGAGCCCAGAGAUGAGUCUCCGUCUUCGUGGAGGCUGGGCCUCAGGAAGACCGGCAGCCAGAACGUGCUUAGCGAGACGGCCAGGUCCAGGGAGGCCCUGCGGGACCGGGGCGCGUCCAUCCACCGCUCGGCCUCCAGCCCCCGCAUCUCCGCUGUGCUGGACAACAGAGAAAAGGAGAGAGAAAACAGAAGCUAUCUCAGUUCACUGGGGCCGCGGAGGCUCAGCAGCGCCGGCGACCUGGAGGAGAAGGAGAACAGAGAGUCGGCUGCUCACCUGGUGCGGAGCGGCCCCCCGGCCCGCCCGCUGAGGAGGGACGCAGCGGAGGGGAGCGAGUCUCUGCAGACGGCCGCUCCUUCCAGCCACGUGACAGCCUACCGGAAGAGGCCUCUUCACAAAUCCCAGGCUGACUCCACAGCGGAGAGAACAGUAGACAGUGUGUCUUGCGGCACCCCGCUCUGUGUGAUCACGAAUCGUGCCCCACCUGGCACUGCCAAUGGGGUCACAGCUGCCGCUCUGCUCUCCACUCCUGGGACAGACUCCUCUGUGGAAGCCAGGGAGAGGAGGAGGUCGUAUCUGACUCCUGUACGGGAUGAGGAAGCAGAGUCGUUACGGAAAGCGCGCUCCAGACAAGCUCGGCAGACUCGAAGGUCUACCCAAGGUGUAACCCUGACGGAUCUCCAGGAAGCAGAAAGGACGUUCAGCCGGUCGAGGGCAGAGCGUCAGGCUCAGGAACAGCCCAGCCUGAAGCCCGUGGGCCCCAGAGGGCUUGAGGGCAGCGCCCAGAAGCAUGAGCCCCUAGCAGCCCCUGCAGAGGAAGCUGGGGAGAGCCGCCAGCCCUGGGACCGGAGUCUGGAGGAUCAGCCUGUGUAUCGUCGCCUGAGGUGUCCGGCUCAGCCAGACAAACCCACGACACCAGUGUCACCUCCUGCCCCGAGACCCUCCCUCUACACCAGUUCCUACCUGCUCCGGACGGGUAGGUCUUCAGCCCCUGAUUCAGAGAGUUCAGAGCCCCCCGCCAGCCCUGCAGGGGCAAAGGAAAUGGACAAAAACGAGGGCGCAGAAGCAGAUUUGGGUGAUGAGUCCUCUGACAGGCUGUGCGUUCGUGAGAGGAGGCGGCCCAGGGAGCGACGAAGAGCCACAGGCAUCAACUUCUGGACGAAGGAUGAAGAUGAAACUGAUGUCUCGGAAGAGGUGAAAGCAGCGUGGCAUGAACGACUUUCUAGGUUGGAACUGGGAGGCAGUGACGCCAGCAGCGAGCGGGCCUCGGCCAGAGCCCGCCGGGAGGCCCGCGAGGCCCGCCUGGCCACCCUGAGCAGCCGCGCGGGGGAGGACAGCAGCAGGGACUACCGAAAGCUCUACGAGUGCGCCCUGACCGAAAACCAGAAACUGAAGACAAAACUUCGGGAGGCCCAGCUCGAGCUGGCAGACGUGAAAUCCAAGCUUGAGAAGAUGGCCCAGCAGAAACAAGACAAGACGGCCGACCGGUCGUCGGUGCUGGAGAUGGAGAAGCGGGAGAGGCGAGCCUUGGAGCGGAAGAUGUCGGAGAUGGAGGAGGAGAUGAAGGUCCUGACAGAACUGAAAUCCGACAACCAGAGGCUGAAGGACGAGAACGGCGCCCUCAUCAGGGUCAUCAGCAAGCUGUCCAAGUAGACCAGGCGCUGGCUACCCGGGAAGGCGCCGGGCCCCGCCUCUCCCCCGCCGGCGCCCGCCAGCCAAGAGGAGCCAGAAGGACCUUUCUCUCGCCAUCGUCCAGUGGCCGCCUCUGCACCCUCAGUGUCCCCUCCUCCGGCCCCUGCCCCUGGGUUUCAGACAGUUCUCAUCGAAGCACGACUGCGAUCCCUCAACCGGCAGAGCCGCCUGGUGGAGGUCUCGGGGUCACCAGGCCAGCCGUGGACCUGGCUGCCGGGCCGCUGGUCCACGUAGCACUUGGUCCAGGCCCCAGCCCUGCUGCCACCGCCACGCGCUCUGGCGUGGGACACACAAGGGGAGGCCUCUGGAGCUGCCGCCACUAGAUCCAAGUUGACAGUGACUCCACGUCGGGGUGCCUGCUUGUCCUUGCCUCUCAGGAACUGACUUUUCUCUAACUCCCGCCGGUGGUGAUGGAAUUUUUUCUACCAGCAACCCAGUGGCACCCUGACUGGUCUGAACGCCCGUUCCCUCCGUGUCUGGCCCUCUCCCCAGGGCUCGGGUGACCUGGCUUGCCCUUUCUCUUUCUGCCCUUUUACUUUCCUUCCUCCAUCCACCCCGCGGCACGUGCCCCGGGGGGUAGGCGCUGGGACAGAGCACCGACCCCAGCGGUGUGCCCGGGCAGCGGUACCGCCAGCCUCUCCCUGGCCAAGCCGAGCCGGGCUCAGCUCCCCCUCAUCCUCCCCAUGCAGCGUUUCUCUACUAGAACCCCCGCCUGCCCCACCUCCCUUUGACCUCGUCUCCUCUCCUGAAGAGAAGUGGCGCCGCUGUGAGGAGGCGUGGGGGGCGUCUGAAGCCCCCACCCCUCAUGCCUUGUGCUGUGAGCGUGGUGGGCUUGAUGGCGUCGGGGGCGUGUUCAGGGGAGAGACGAUGGUUUGCUCAGAAGCCAGCAGGAGGAAUGAGUCUGGACUCGGAGUGGCGAGACCCGGUGGCCAAGGCUGUGUCCCAGGGACCCCACCCCGCGGCCAGGGAGCCUCUGGCGGCUGUGCCUUGAUCGCUCGAAAGCUGGGCAGCUUGGAUGAGAGUUGAGGUCUUCCUGAGGGUCCCCCUGUAACAUGACAGCCCUGCCGUACCUGCGGUUGGGGACCCCCAAGGUGCUGAUGCUCCCCUGGGCCUGGAAGUCGGUCCCCACGUGCCCUGCUUUUCCCACCUGCCCCGUCUUGGCUAUCCUUCUCUGGACGAAAACCUGGACAGGUGGCUCCCUUGGUCCAGCACAGAAUUAGGUCAUGAGUUCUUGAUGAUGCCCCAGUAUUAACACUUAAGUGUUUGCUUUUUGUAGGCGCUUUAUCCCUCGGCUGGUUUGAGUGUGCAGGUCACUUUGGGGUUGCCGGAGACAUUCAGUGUGUAGCGGUCCGUUCUCAACAUACGCUACCUCUGCCUGGUUUCUCUUUCUUUCCAGCCCCUUCCAUGGCCCUCAGAAAUGUCACACGCUCUUUAACCCAGAGCCAUGAUCAAGGUCCCAGUUCAGGAUAGGAGAUAUGUCUCCUGGGACAAAACGCCUUUCUCAGAGUUUGCAAACUCUUCCAUGUCCAGCCAUUUCCUGCGAGGAGGGACGCCUGGGUGGGGAUUUGUGUCGUCAGGGCUGGAGUGGGGGGCGGGGGGGAUGCUGAGUCAGAGUGAAGUUUCAUAUCUUCCACUGUAGCGUUUCCUUUGUUCUGGGGGAGGGGACCGGGCACGAGGCCUUGGCCCUGACCCUGACCCUGACUCUCCGGCAUACCCGGGGUGCUGGGCCAGGGCUGGCGUUAGCUGCCUCCUCUUUCUCAGGAAAAGGGAACUGAAUUAUUAGGACGUCACCUGGACUCUCUUGCAUCAGGCAGAGGGGCCGCAGCAAGCCCUCCGCUCCGUCUGUGCCUUUCGGGGGCGCGGGCGGCUCUCGGAACCCGGUCGGGCUGUGUCCCGCACCUCCCUCCAGCCCUUCGGUGUCAGGCCUCUCCACUCAGGAAGCCAGGCUCUGUGGCUGGAGCCUGUGGUGUGGACCAUCCCGUGAUCUCAGGCGCUCUCUCUUAUGCAACUAACUCUGUGAGGCAGACUCUGAAUCUGGUCUCUUUCCAGGCUGUGCUGGUCUGUGAGGUGAUGGCCAGGGGCCUCCUCGCUGCCUCUGGGGUUCCGCCCUGUCACCGUGGUGCCUGGAUGGGUGGUCAGCGCUGGGGGGAGGGCCUCGUCGUCCUUGGCCAGCGGUUUUCUGGACAGGCCGCACCUCUGGGAGUGACAACCAGCCUCUGAGAGUCUGAGUAUCUGGCUGAAGCCUCACUGCUUCGCCUCCUCGUGCCUGAGGCCCCAGGCCUGGCCUUGGAAGGGUCUGAAGGAAGGAUGAGCCCUGGCCUGUCUCCUCGACCCACUUGCAGGGCGUUAGCUUCUCUGCUUCCCUGCCCUGAGCAAAUCGUGUGCAUGUUAGCGCCACUUGGGAUGAAAGGCAGCUGGAAUCCCACUUCUAAGCCUGUGGACCCCACCAAGGUGUGUGUGAACUGCCAGCGUGGAGAGGAGCAGCUCGUUUCCAUCUCCAGGUUUCUGGCCCUGGAGCAGGCCUCUCCCACCCAGAUGGACACAGAGGCCCGGGUGGCGGUGGGCGCUGC
Messenger RNA from Balaenoptera acutorostrata (minke whale), 5802 nucleotides. It is a transcript of the gene PPP1R12B, whose product is annotated as protein phosphatase 1 regulatory subunit 12B. The transcript is spliced from 25 exons. Gene Ontology annotation, molecular function: enzyme inhibitor activity; protein kinase binding; phosphatase regulator activity. NCBI's taxonomy places the organism in Eukaryota, Metazoa, Chordata, Mammalia, Artiodactyla, Balaenopteridae. The record is from RefSeq and is a predicted model, not a curated record. Gene Ontology annotation, cellular component: A band; Z disc; cytoplasm. Gene Ontology annotation, biological process: signal transduction. The coding region runs from base 161 to 3193 and encodes 1010 amino acids.